ACGGCGUCUGCUCGCCUCGGUAAAGCGUCUGUUGUUGCUCGGUUGAAACUACAGUACUCUUCCUUCAAGGCUGAACGUCCUUUUGUAUCAUCUUAGAAAAAAUUGACGUCGUUGUCCUCUAACUGAGUCGUUUUCCAUCCCAUCAGACAUCAUGUUCGGCAAGUCUACUGUAUUGUCGUUGGCGAGAAGAGGUUAUGGUCUAAUGAACUACAACCCCUCGUUACCCCUGGCUCAAUCAUUCUCAUCGAAAUCACCAGCGACACAGGUCGUUUUUGCCGAUGAUGGGCGAACACUAGUUUGCUGGCACCCUGAGCCAGAAUUCCCCUAUGAACAUACACUGCCCAUUCCUGAAGAAGCCCAACAAACAGCUCUUCUUAAGGAAUUGAACAAAGGCUUCAGAGAUGUUUCACAUUUGGAGGGCAUGAAAGAAGAAUUAGCUCGGGAAGAAUUGAUGAAAAUGACAAGUACUACCAAGCACCGAUGGUUCCCACGAUUGCAAAAGAAGAAAGCUAAGAAGACACCCAGGGAGCGCCCAUAUCUUUAAGAAUAAAAAGAAAAUUUCUACCAUCCCUUUGUUUAGUUGUCGUAUUUCCCAUGUUCAAUAAAAGUUUAUUUAAAAAGAA
Molecule: messenger RNA, 623 nt
Organism: Thrips palmi
Lineage: Eukaryota; Metazoa; Arthropoda; Insecta; Thysanoptera; Thripidae
Gene: mRpL42
Product: 39S ribosomal protein L42, mitochondrial
Exons: 2
Coding region: 152-544 (130 amino acids)
Cellular component (GO): mitochondrial large ribosomal subunit
Source: RefSeq, a predicted model, not a curated record